UGUUCAGGCCCGCGGCAGGGGGCGGGGUCACGCCUCCUCCUCUGCUCUGGUUCCCGCGGAGCCAAAGGAACACGGAGAUGGAAAGCCCAAGGCUGCUCCCGGCUACCGGGACGCGACAGAGCGGCGGUGCUGGCAUCCCUGCGGGCGGCAGCCGGGUCCACGGAAGCCCUGACCCGCGGGCUGGCCAGGUCCCCGCGCGCCGACUCGUGCUGCUCCGGGGCCUCCAAGAUGGCGGGCCCGGGAGGCGGCGCGAGGAGGCCCGCGCGGCCUCACGGGGCCCAGGCCCCAGCCCGUUGGCGACCAGGCCUGAUUACGCUGGCGGCGGUGGCGACAGCGGCGACGGCGGUGGCAGCGACUUUUUCCUGGUGCUGCUGGACCCAGUGGGUGGUGAUGUGGAGACCUCGGAAGCCCGCCAGGCCUCAGGGCCUGUAGGAAGGGAGGAGGCCCAGUCUGGCCCACAGCUCCAGAAGGGUGAGAGUGGCGCGAAUCCCGCGGGCUUCAUGGCGCUGGGUCCCUGUAGUCUGUCCGCGGUUCCAACACCAGUCUCGGCCCCUGCCCCAGGCCCGGGACCCGCCGCCACCUUCGCGGGCACCGUCACCAUCCACAACCAAAACCUGCUUUUGCGCUUUGAGAAUGGUGUCCUCACCCUUGCCACGCCCCCGCCGCCAGCCUGGGAGCCUGGGGUCGCGCCUGCCCCUCAGCCCGGGGGUCUGAUGGCUCACCAAGCGGGGAUCCCACACGCAGCGCAGCCCAGCGACUGCCCCGAGCUGCCGCCCGACCUCCUGCUGGCCGAACCGGCUGAACCGGCGCCUGCCCCGGCGCCUGAGGAGGAGGCAGAGAGCCAGCUCGCAGCAGCCGAGAGCCCCCGCAGGCCGCUGGGCCCGGGCCCGGGGGUGGUGCUGUACCUGUGUCCCGAGGCCCAGUGCGGACAAACCUUUGCCAAGAAGCACCAGCUGAAGGUGCACCUGCUGACUCACAGCAGCAGCCAGGGCCAGCGGCCCUUCAAGUGCCCCCUGGGCGGCUGCGGCUGGACUUUCACCACCUCCUACAAGCUCAAGAGGCACCUGCAGUCUCACGACAAACUUCGGCCCUUUGGCUGCCCUGCGGAGGGCUGUGGCAAGAGCUUCACCACAGUGUAUAACCUUAAGGCACACAUGAAGGGCCAUGAGCAGGAGAACUCAUUCAAGUGCGAAGUGUGCGAGGAGAGCUUCCCUACACAGGCCAAACUCAGCGCCCACCAACGCAGCCAUUUCGAGCCCGAGAGGCCCUAUCAGUGCGCGUUUUCCGGCUGCAAGAAGACGUUUAUCACAGUGAGUGCCCUGUUUUCCCACAACCGUGCCCACUUCAGGGAACAGGAACUCUUCUCCUGCUCUUUUCCUGGAUGCAGCAAACAGUACGACAAGGCUUGUCGCCUGAAAAUUCACCUGCGGAGCCACACAGGUGAGAGACCUUUCCUUUGUGACUUUGACGGCUGUGGCUGGAACUUCACCAGCAUGUCCAAACUCUUAAGGCACAAAAGGAAGCACGAUGAUGACCGGAGGUUCAUGUGUCCUGUGGAAGGCUGUGGGAAAUCUUUCACGAGGGCCGAGCACCUGAAAGGCCACAGCAUAACCCACCUGGGCACAAAGCCUUUUGUGUGCCCUGUGGAAGGCUGCUGUGCCAGGUUCUCUGCUCGCAGUAGUCUCUACAUUCACUCCAAGAAACACUUGCAGGAUGUGGACACUUGGAAAAGCCGUUGCCCAGUCUCUACUUGUAAUAAACUUUUCACAUCCAAGCACAGCAUGAAGACCCACAUGGCCAAAAGGCACAACCUCAGCCAGGAUCUCUUAGCUCAGCUGGAAGCUGCAAAUUCUCUUACACCCAGCAGUGAACUUACCAGCCAGGGACAGAGUGAUCUCAAUGAUGCAGAGCUAGUGUCUCUCUUCUCUGAUGUGCCUGGCAGUAGUUCUGCUGCAGUGUUGGACACAGCACUGGUGAACUCUGGAAUCUUGACUAUUGAUGUGGCUUCUGUGAGUUCAACUCUGGCAGGGAACCUCCCUGCUAAUAAUAAUAAUUCCUUAGGGCAGGCUGUGGACCCUCGGACCUUGAUGGCCACCAGUGACCUUCCCCAAAGUCUGGAUACCUCUCUCUUUUUUGGAACAACAGCCUCUGGUUUUCAGCAGGGUCCCUUAGAUAUGGAUGAUGCCUCAAGUCUAAGUGUGGGGCCAUUGGCAUCUCUGGGCCCUUUGGCUAUGAAAAACUCGAGUCAAGAACCCCAAGCUUUGACGCCCAGCAGCAAGCUAACAGUGGACACAGAUGCUCUGACUCCUUCCAGCACCCUUUGUGAAAACAGUGUCUCAGAACUACUGACGCCAACCAAAGCAGAAUGGAAUGUACAUCCUGACUCUGACUUCUUUGGACAGGAGGAAGAAACCCAGUUUGGAUUUUCCAAUCCAGCAGGAAACCAUGGUUCUCAGAAAGAAACAGAUCUUAUCACAGUGACUGGCAGCUCAUUUUUGGUAUGAACUAUUAAUUCCUUGCCACAUGGCUUACUUUUGUUAAUUACACUCAAUUUUAAGGAUAUUCUGGACUAAAUGUUUAAAUGCAGUCAUUUCCCAUAGGUUUGAAAAAGAACAAAGUCCUGGGCAAUGAGUCUGAAGAUUUAAAUUAUGAUCUUGACUCAUGUCAAGUUGUGUGACCCUGAGCAAGUCACUUAACCUAUCUGAGCCUUAAUUUGCUUAUUUAUAAAAUGAGGUGGUUUAAAUAGAUUGUUUCUAAGGUAUUUUUAACUCUGUGAUUCCUUGAUAAUAAGCUAUUUCCUUGGAAAAAAAUUAGGACAUUUUUUAGUGAUGGUGUUGCAUGUGCUUUUUUUUUUCCAAACGUACAUAAUGGUACACGAAGCAGCCAUAUGUUUUGCACCCAAAAUCAACUAUUAUUUAUUCACAGUUUUGUUUAUCUAAUUUUCACUCUAACCCUUUUCAAGAAAUAUUUUGUAAUAAAUACCAGAUAUUACAUCAUUUCAAUCAUAAUUAUUCUAUAUAUAGUUCUAUAAAGGAUGGGCUCUUUUGGAAAAAAUUACAAUUCCAUUAUCAUACUUAUAGUUAACAAUAACUCCUUAAUACCAAUAAAUAUCUAGUCAGAUUCCAAUUUGCAGUUGUCCCAUAAAUAUUUAUUUUAAUAUUUUUAAUAUAGGAUUCCAGUAAAUCUCUUCUGUGUCUUUUUAAUUUGUGUUUCCCCUUUGUCUCUUAACUUGCAUAGAUUGUUUUGCAUGUAGCAUUUGCCACAAUCUUAAAUUUUUGUGAUUACAUCCUGGUGUUAAGUUCUUCUAUCCUCUGUUUCCUGAAUUUGGUCAUUGGAUCUAGAGACUUGAUCAGAUUGGAAAUGGGAUUUUCGGGGCAGGAAUAUUUCCUAGGUUGUGUUGUGUUCUUUUUUCAGGUAGUACAUAAUGUCUGGUUCUCUCUUUGUGAUAUCUGCAGUUGCUGCUGAUGAAUGAAUUUAUUCAUGAUUACCUGUGUUUCUGAUAUCAUGGAUUGUUUUUUGUAGAAUUACUAGUAGUGGAGGAGGAAAUGCUGUUUAAGGCAUUUAUAAAAGUUUAAUAGAAAUAUUUAAUUCAGGAAUAUUUUCUUAAACAGUGAUAUAAUUAACAAGAAAAAGGCUAAUAAAAAAAAUGUUGGCUGUUCUCCCCAUUUAUAUAACUUCCUGACCUUUUUAAAUGAGGGCAGGAUUUGUUUUUGUUGAAAUUGCCAGCCUGAAUUUUGACAUGAAACAAACCCAGGGUCAAAUUUGUGUGGGAUAAGUGGCCUUGUUAACUAAGCCUCAGUUUCAUAGCCAUCAAAUGAUCAUAGUAAUGCAUACACAUAACUAACAUACUUUAGAAUAUUCUUCUUUUCAAGUUUUUAAUAUGUAAGGAAAAGUAUUAUGUGCUUUGGCAUAUUCUGAGGAAUUUAUAUAAUUUUUUACCCUGUCAGGCCUCCCUACUCUAAGGGAGAAAUUGAGAUAAUUUAAUCCUAUUCAUGUUAGGCAAUAAAUUUUCUGAGGUUUAGCGUGAGACAGGAUAGGGAAUGUCUUUAUUUUCUCCCCUGAAUAAUUACCCCCUACUCGCAGGAAUUUCUGUGGGGAAAUUGCAGGAGAGGAGACAUUGCUCACAGGUAUAUCUGCAUCCCUUUCCGUUAGACGAGUUUGUCACCAUCUUUGUGCUGCUUCCAAAGUCAGACUUCACUGUGAUUAUGGAGCCUGCUAUUGUAUGAAGCUCUGAUAAUGGAAUAGAGAAGGUUUCUUUCCCUCUGUGGUCUGGAGAGCUCAUUGUUUGCAUUUUCUCAGAUUUGGAAAGAUAGAAUGAAUCUGAAUAUUGUGUAAACUGUCUUAUAUGAGUGCAGCUUUUGAAUUUUGUGGAACAAAAUUCAGAACAACCCUGUAGUUUUGGCAAAGUCUGUGCUGUGUCUCAUGACAAUUUAGCCAGCUUACAUUCCAAAUGGGCUUUGGCUAGUGACUGACAGUUGUAUACAUAGCUUAAAACAAAGAGAAAUUAUUUUCACCUCUCCUUUUCCAUUCAUCCAACUUCCACGAUUCAUUCCAUUUGAUUUCUGUUACUUUCUGCUUAACUUUGUCCACACUCCAUUCCCAUGCACGUGCAUUCCAGUCCUUGCUAUGCCUUUCUUUUUUAAUUUUUUAAUGGAUAUAUCUUUUCCUACCACUGUUUUCUCAUCUUAGAAAAUACUGUGUGUGUAUGUAUGUAUAUAUGACUCAGAUGAUAAAUGAGAUUAUAUAUUGUUCAGAUGGAAGUAGAUUUCUGUUUAAUUGUUUUCCUUUUUAAAAAGUUUUUGCCACAGAGUUCUCCUAACUAAUAUUCUCUUAUUUGCUCUAGUGUACCAGUCCAGUAGUGUUUGCACAUGUCUGUGGAUGACAGUUAUUGUAGCACUUUGGCAGUGCACUAAAAACUUGCCACUUUGAAAUGUUUCUGUACUGUGUGUGGGUAUAUACACAUACACAUACACACACAUAUAUUUUUUAAGUGGUUAUAUUCAUUUACUGAAAAAAAGUAGGCAUACUUUUGUAAAUUAGAAAUGCUCAAAAUUGUCUACUCAUUCAACAAUUUUCUCCCUUCACUUUGAAAUAUUUGUAUUUAUAAAGUGCAUUUGAAAAAUAUUGUCAUUUAUUAAGGGUUCUUAAAUAGGCCACUAUUUUUCAUGUAUGGAAGAUAAGUGUGUCAAGGAUUGAAAUGAAUGCACACAUAGCAAAUAUCAAAUAAAUUAUUUAAACACCAAGAGAAUUUAAUACUGUGACUUUAUUUUUUUAAUUCCUCAAACCAACUUCCUCCUACUAAAAAGUCAUAAAAUAUAUUUUUUCUUAACCCAUUGCUGGAAUUUUCAAAGGACAAAUGUUACUUUUCUCUAAAAUAAAAGCUUUUAUUUGUCCAUGG
Messenger RNA from Prionailurus viverrinus (fishing cat), 5398 nucleotides. Its product is annotated as zinc finger X-linked protein ZXDB. The record is from RefSeq and is a predicted model, not a curated record. The transcript has a single exon. Gene Ontology annotation, cellular component: nucleus. Lineage: Eukaryota; Metazoa; Chordata; Mammalia; Carnivora; Felidae. Gene Ontology annotation, molecular function: transcription coregulator activity. Gene Ontology annotation, biological process: regulation of transcription by RNA polymerase II. The coding region runs from base 78 to 2504 and encodes 808 amino acids.